Prosopis cineraria is the source of this 624-nucleotide messenger RNA. RefSeq lists its product as uncharacterized. NCBI's taxonomy places the organism in Eukaryota, Viridiplantae, Streptophyta, Magnoliopsida, Fabales, Fabaceae. Bases 1 to 624 code for a protein of 207 amino acids. The record is from RefSeq and is a predicted model, not a curated record. The transcript has a single exon.
AUGGUAGACCGAGCUGGCAAGAAAUGGAUUGAUGAAUUAGAGUCCAUUUUCUCUGUGAUGACCUGUACUACUGAACAACGGGUCCAGUUGGCUACUUUUAAGCUUAAAGAUGCGGCAAAACAAUGGUGGGAAAGUGUUAAGCCUAUUGAUGGAUCUGAAUUGACCUGGGAGCAAUUUAAGAAGAGGUUCUUUGCCUACUACUUCCUGCCAACUGUAAGGGCAACAAAAGAAACUGAGUUCCAUAACUUAAGACAAGGUAAUAUGGAUGUUGAGGAGUUCAUAGCCAAAUUCAAUGAGCUCUCUAAAUAUUCCUUGUACUUGAAAAGUCAUGCUGAUGAAGAAUGGAAGUGUGAGCAAUUCCUUGAUAAGAUGAGGCCUGAGUAUAGCAAGCAACUAACGGCUCAUGAUAUUAAUUCAUUUAAAGUCAUGUGUAACAAGUUCAGGGCUGUUGAUAGAAGAAGCCAGAUAAAUGACGGUAACCGGCCAGAUGGCCAAGGCCGAUAUUCCUCUUUUAUGGGCCCCACUGAGGGUGUGAGCAAGAAGUCAACUUAUAGCUUGGGAUUCUCUAAGGGUUACAGUGGAGGUGGAGGAAGCAGUAAGAAGAAUUUCUCCAAGGGAUCAUAA